Molecule: messenger RNA, 2168 nt
Organism: Ipomoea triloba (trilobed morning glory)
Lineage: Eukaryota; Viridiplantae; Streptophyta; Magnoliopsida; Solanales; Convolvulaceae
Product: probable purine permease 11
Exons: 2
Coding region: 499-1593 (364 amino acids)
Cellular component (GO): membrane
Molecular function (GO): purine nucleoside transmembrane transporter activity
Source: RefSeq, a predicted model, not a curated record
GUAUCACUUCUAAUUGAGAAUUGAGAAAGGAUCUUUAGGGUUACGUUUUUAAUUUUGUAUGGAUUGAAUUCGAAAUCUUGGAGAAUUUUUUUUUUUUUUUUAUUACAUUGCUCUAGGGUUUAGCCUGGCAGAGUAAUGAUCUUGUUAAUGUAUUGCUUUUGGUAGUUCAGCUUGUGUAUUUCUAUUGGUGUUUGCUUAUGCUAGCUAGUUUAGUUUUCAUUGACCUCUAUAUUUUUUUAGUGACGAAAAAAACCUCCGGUCACUACUCGAGAGUGUGCACUGAGUAAACCUGACUUUGAAGAGGUCAACCAGGUUAGUCAUAGUUGAUCGGCUCAAGGUCAAUAGGUAGCUCCAGUUGGGAGUUGAACUUGUAAUUGUGUAGCUACUCCUCAACAGUCUGACUAACUUGGCUGGGUUGUUACCCGAUUGAUUUCUAUAUUGUAUUGGUAGGCAGAAAAUGAAACACCAUUCUUGGUGAAAGAAGGUGGUGGUUCAGAAAUGCAGCUCAAACGACGCUUCCACUUUUGGCUCCUAUCAGCUCUUAAUAUUGUUUUCCUUCUUGCUGGUCAGGGGGGCGGUAUUAUUCUUGGAAGAAUUUACUAUGAUAAUGGUGGAAAAAGUAAAUGGAUGUCCACUCUUGUUCAAUCAGCUGGUUUCCCUGUUCUUUUGAUUCCUUAUUUUCUUAUACCGUUGCCCAAACAACACUCAGAUUCAUCUAACCAACCUCCGCCUCCGCCUCCGCCUCCUAUGAUCAAAGUUACGAUUAUCUAUUUCUUACUUGGUGCCCUGACAGCCGGGGAGAAUAUGCUGUAUUCUGUUGCUUUGUUGUACCUCUCGGCAUCGACCUAUUCCCUCAUAUGUGCAACGCAGCUAGCCUUUAAUGCAGUUUUUUCUUUCUUCAUUAAUGGUCAAAAAUUUACCACGUUGAUUUUUAACUCCGUGAUUGCCCUAACAUUAGCUGCUUCUCUGCUAGCCAUAAACGAGGACUCUGAUAAGCCCUCGGGUGUCACUAGGUGGAAAUAUAUGUUUGGAAUUAUAAUUGCUACAGCAGAUUCUGCGUUGUACUCCCUCAUACUCUCACUGAUGCAGCUUUCAUUUCAGAAAGUUAUAAAGAAAGAAACGUUUCAUGUGGUUCUGGAGAUGCAAAUAUUCGUAUCUGUGGUGGCCGCUGGCAUCUCCACCAUCGGGCUGUUUGGUAGCGGGGAAUGGAGGACUUUGUCGGGAGAAAUGCACGCUUUCGCUGCAGGAAAAGUGGGAUACGUGCAGGUGUUGGUAUGGACGAGUUUAGGAUGGCAGGUUUGUGCUGUUGGCGUCGUAGGUUUAAUCUUUGUGGUGUCGUCGCUGUUCUGCAAUGUUAUCAGCACGCUCUCGUUGGCUGUUACUCCCGUCGCUUCGGUGAUCGUCCUGCACGACAAGAUGAAUGGCGUCAAGAUAAUUGCGUUGCUAAUGGCAAUGUGGGGUUCUGGGAAUUACAUAUAUCAGAACUACCUGGAUGAUGAUCUCAAGGCAAGAAAAACACAUAUUGCUUCUGCUGAUACUGCAACUAAUGGUUCAUCUGGUAGUGGAGAUGCUGUAGUGUAUAGCUUUGUUUAACUCAUUGUUUAUUGUAUCUAUCUACUCAAGUUGUAUAUAUCUAUCCAUCCAUCUAUUCAAGUUGGUAGUCCACCACAAAUCCUGUUGGGACGGGGUGUGAGGCACCCGAAGCGGGAAAUUUCGCCUUUUGCACUCAAGCUGGUAGUGGAGAUCCUAUAGUUGGCAAGGUGUGAAGGACGGGAGCACGGCUUGGGGGACCCACGGGCAAGGGGCAAAGGACCCCGGGGCGGGCUGGUAGUGGAGAUCCUAUAGUUGGCAAGGUGUGAAGGACGGGAGCACGGCUUGUGGGACCCACGGGCAAGGGGCAAAGGACCCCGGGGCGGGCCUUCGAGGUAGGACCCCGAGAUCGGCAACCACUAGCAGCGCCGAAGCCUGUCUUCGGGCAUGGGUCGAUAGGCCUUGACUUGGUCUCACGGCCUAUCUUAUUUUUAGGAAGUUUGUUGGGAUUUAGCUUUGUAUAAAUUAGCUUCAUCUAGGCUAAGAUAUGAUAAUGUUCAAAUCCAUUACACGAAGCAUUGUAAUACUCUAGAAUUAAUCCAUAAGAAUAUUACUACAAUUCAUUCGUUCAUAUUCUC